CACUGGUAACAAAGACCGAAGAACGGACGACGUGAGGAUCGAAUUCGAGACAUAAUUCCAACGCUGAUAUGUCGAAUUCCGCAGGAAAUACCUGACGCUACGAUGCACUUACACAAUUACGUACAAAUGGGUACAAAAGAAGCAAAAGAACAAAAUGGCGGGCGACUCCAGCGCCAGCAGGGACUUCAGAAUUUAUUCCUCGGCCGGAAAGUGGGGACGACGCGAUGGUGGGGACUGGUACUUGACGGGGGUAUGCUAGGCAAGAGGGGAAGCGAGCCGUGCGGAAUAAAUUCUGAGAUCCCUGAGCGCCAGCAGAGUGGUCACGUGGAUGGGGCGCUGAAAUUCAAAAUUACGCCGCUCUCCACUCUCACUUAUCUGCCACAUCUCUUGAAAAUUAUUCAGGACGCCUCCAAUAGAGGGCAAAGCCUAUCUCAUGGCCACGUGCAACCGAUGCAACUGCCUCAGCUCAGCCGGCUCAGCCAGCUGCUGCCAGCUGUAACUCAGCCAAAUUCUGUUUACCAACAAUGUUGUGCCUUUUAUUUAAUAUUAUAACAGAAACAAUGUAAAGAACGCUAUAAAGAAAGAUUCUCAAGCAUCUUCCUACUUUAAUUAAUACAUUAUGUAAAUUAU
Messenger RNA from Ceratina calcarata, 630 nucleotides. RefSeq lists its product as uncharacterized. Lineage: Eukaryota; Metazoa; Arthropoda; Insecta; Hymenoptera; Apidae. Bases 103 to 552 code for a protein of 149 amino acids. The transcript has 3 exons. The record is from RefSeq and is a predicted model, not a curated record.